AAAAGGUCGUCUGAAGGUUAUAGCACAUUCCUAAAGUUUGCGGUGUCUUGAAGUGGCAUAAUGUAAACUCAGUGCGAUGGGCAAGGCUAGUCAUGUAACUCUGAGCCUUUGGCCCAGGGCAGAACCGUUCGCAUACGGUAUCUUUCAAGUUCAUCCUCAUCCAAGACUUGCUGUUCAUAACAUCAAAAAGCUUGUUACUUAUGCAAAAAACAAAAGUAAAACUGGAUCAAGAUUAAGUUAUUCUGUUUGGAAACAUGUAGCAUGUAAUAAGCUUCAGCUAACUGAGGAUUUGGCUUGGGUCCUCUUCCACACAUGCUUAACUAUGUCGGCGACACAAUAUGAUAAGCUUAAGGAUGUUGAUGAAAGGAUAUUUACUGCAGCAAAUUCAGCAGAUGCCGGUAGUUACAUGUUUUCAGAUCUACAUGGUUUAUAGAGAGGAUUCGUACUUCACAAUCCGUUAAUUUGUUCACAUUUGUACUCUUUCUGUACAUACAACAAAUAAACAAGAUAUCACUGCGAGCUUCAGCAGUGUCAGCCAAUGCUGAGUGGCCUGGUAAUUACAGUCGUUCAUCCGAUUUGGAUUCAGGUCGUUCAACUCCUAUCAGACUAUGUCGCAAUCUAGAUGAGCAAUAUCAUUUUCAAUUUAUCAGUGAAAAUUUGAAUGAAAUGCUUGAUCUCCUUGUUGAACCCGAUAACCAAGGUGGAAAUAGUAUGGAUGCAACAUUGUCUGAAGGUGCUGUCGAAGCUUUGGAUCUUAUUUUGGAAGGAUCAGCUGAUGAAGGAAGGACGCUUAAUUCAUUUUCAGAACUUGUCCAUAUACCAACAAUUCUUCCAGCAACUGGUUAUUCCAAGGUUACACAUGCUUUCCAUUUACGUGGCCUUCUUUCUUGGAUACGUUCAUGGUUAACACAAAACCCGUUUUCGGUUGAAAACUGUAUUCGAAAUGGUCGACGUUUACAGUGGCGUCUUCCUCAUCAGGUUGUUUUGGACAAUGAGUCUGGUUUGAACAAUACUCAGCAACAGCCACAGAAUGAUAUCAUAAAGCGUCAGAAGAUUGCAACAAACGCACACCAAGUUCCACGAACUGGAGGUCACAGUGGAAACAAACUGGUUGUCAUGUCGAUGAUUUCUCGCCAAAUUAUUGCUCGCAGUUCUGCUACACUUGAUGGUGCUACUCUUAAAAUACAUCGUGCCCAUUGUAGUUAUUUAUAUCUCUUGUCACCGAUGAGGUCUGUUACACUAGAUAAAUGUCGCAAGCUGACCAUUGUUUUGGGACCGAUUGAAAACACUCUCCAACUUAACCAUUGUGAAGACUGUUUGGUUAUUGCAGCCUGUCGUCGUGCUGUCUUGGCUUACUGUCGUCGGUGCACAUUGCAUUUAGCUAUACAAUCCCGUCCAAUAUUGAUUCAGCCCCCUGUUCCAAACACUAUCAGUGGAUCUAUGAUUAUUUCAAAUAUUCCUGGAAAUAAUUCGGGUACAAAUACUUCUACCCCAGGCACCCCUACGCCUGGUAGUGUAGCACUGGUUGGUAAUGAAGAAAUCUUGUUGGCUCCCUUUCAUACAACGUAUAUGAAACUUGUAGAUCACCUGAACAAGGUGAACCUUAGUCCGAAAGUGAAUUAUUGGGAUCGUCCAUUUUUGUUGGGACAAGAUUCCAGUCGUCAAGACUCAUCUCAACAAUCAUCCAGAGUUCGUUGCUGGGACUUACUACAACCCGCCCAUUUUUAUCCGUUUAAUAUUCCACUUUUGCUCUCUACUCGAGGUGAAAGUAUGGACCGCAACCCGAUCGGUGAAAAUUAUACUCGUUCUGAAAAAGCUGUUCCUAAUGGUAAUCCUCAAACGGCUAACUGUCUGGAUUUGAGCGCAUCACUUAUAACGAAUACGUCCAGAUACUUUGGCGAUUCAGAUGAAAGACGUUUAGAGAACUAUAUUUCCAUGGCUAAUAACAUUUUACCAAUUCCAUUGCCUUCCGCUUAUUUAGUUGCUUUACAUGAAAGGGCUGGAGCUUAUCAUAAGUGGCCUCAACAUGUUAUGAAUGCAAGGUUAACCCUUGAUCAACGUCAUAGUUUUAGCACCGUUGUGGAUCAGAGAUUUCGACAAUGGUUGAUAGAAUCAGGCAAUUUGCGUCAAUUACAACUCCUAGAGCUAAGCACAGGUCACGUGAAUCCAGUACCAUCUUGCAAUCCUACUGCUUAUUCUGUCGACAAAAAUGUUGCUCCUAUGUCUGUGAGUUCUACAUUUCAAAGCCAUGCAGAUCGAUCAGAUCAUGGGGUUCAUAGUUCUUAUGCUGAUGGUCACAUAAGCAAUUCUAUUCGGAGUGGCUGCCUUCUCACUCGGUCAAAUAAUGAAAAUCAGUUUGCUACCAACGAUGAUGAUGCUGAUGGCAUAUGAUAGUAAUUCGUAAUUUUUCAAGUAUUAUACAUUCCAGUAUUUUUCUCAAUCCAUAAUUGUUACGUCUUUUGGUUCAACCGGAAAAGUAAUAUAAUCUCAGUUUAAGCUAUCAUCUGUGAUCAUUUAUAUUGUUACUGUUUGUUUAAGACAUGUACUCAUUGUUACCUUAAAAGGGACAUUUGAUUUUUUCCGAAUGUAAUUCUUUGAAUUUUUAUGGGUCACAUUUUCUUGAAACUUUAAAUUAGUUUACCAACGUAAAAAAUGUUUUAUUGCUUGUUAUAUCAUAAAAUUAUUUUGGAUUCCCAAUUUUGACGUACUUUUUCCGGAUCCUUACUUCUUAAUACCUAAUUGUACUGAUGUACUUUGGUCUCAUCAGUUGGCUAAUGUUGUAUGCUUUAGCUAUAAAUGUGACUUAAUUAUUAAUUACAGAAACAUGUUUACUGUUAAAACGUUCAAUAUAAUCGCUUUAUUUAACUGUUCACCUUUGAGUUCUUAUGCACAAUUGAUCUAACAUGUAAUUUAAUGCUUAUGUUAUCUUUUGUACAUGUCAGGUACUAUUGUAAUAAACGAAAACAGUUGGGAUCGAUCAAAUGUAUUUGAACACAAAA
Molecule: messenger RNA, 2999 nt
Organism: Schistosoma haematobium
Lineage: Eukaryota; Metazoa; Platyhelminthes; Trematoda; Strigeidida; Schistosomatidae
Product: TBCC domain-containing protein 1
Exons: 14
Coding region: 667-2391 (574 amino acids)
Biological process (GO): maintenance of Golgi location; maintenance of centrosome location
Cellular component (GO): spindle pole centrosome
Source: RefSeq, a predicted model, not a curated record